CGCAGCUGCAACUAAUCCGGCGAUAGAGCAAGUAAAGCUGUAAAGCCAAAUUUAACAUAUCUUCUGAUGGAGACUCGUCAAGGAUUAUACAGUACGAGGCUAGUUCCGCUGUUACAUUUAUUGAUGUCGGAAGUGAUAAACCGAUGACGACAUAUUAAAUGGGCUUGGGCCAAAAGAUGAUUUUUGUGUGGAUAAUGUUAGGCCCAUUAGGAUCAUCUUAACACCCGAUUAAGUUGAGGAUUAUUUUUAGAUAUGUCGAAGAUGAAAAAUUAUCAUGUGAGAAGAGCUUAAUAAAAAUCUCGAGAAAUAUUUCGAGCUCUCUUUUUGGGCGACGUUGUUGCUCGAGCUCUUUCUUCGAUUCUUGUCUCUUUUUUUUAGUUGUAUCUUUGUGAUUCCAAGGGAGAAUUUGUCUUCCGGAGAUGUCUUCACUCACCUCCGUUGAAUUGAAUUUUCUAGUUUUCCGAUAUCUUCAGGAAUCAGGGUUUACACACGCUGCAUUCACUCUAGGUUACGAGGCAGGGAUAAAUAAAUCCAACAUUGAUGGGAAUAUGGUCCCACCUGGUGCUCUUAUCAAAUUUGUUCAAAAAGGACUCCAGUACAUGGAGAUGGAAGCUAAUUUGAGCAAUGGAGAAGUAGACAUUGAUGAGGAUUUCUCAUUUUUUCAACCGCUGGAUCUGAUUUCAAAGGAUGUGAAGGAGUUGCAGGAGAUGCUGAGAGAAAGGAAGAGGAAAGAGAGGGAUAAGGAGAAGGAUAGAGAAAGAUCUAAAGAAAACGAUAAAGAGAUCGAACGCGAACAUGAAGGAGAUCGCAGCCGAAUGAAGGAAAAGGAUAGGCAUGAGAAGCAGAAGGAACGAGAGAGGGAAAGGGAAAAGAUGGAACGAGAAAAGGAGAGAGAAAGAGAGAAGAUGGAACGAGAAAAGGAAAGGGAAAGGGAGAAGAUGGAACGAGAAACUUUCGAGAGGGAAAGGGAAAGAUUAAAAUUAGAGAGGGAAAGAGAAAUGGAACGGGAGAGGGAAAGAGAGAAGAUAGAGAGGGAAAAGGCCCAUGAAAAACAGCUUGGAGGUGGUGAUCGGGACAUGGUUAUUGACCAAAGUGACAAAGAAAAUGCUGGGGAUGAAGAACAUGGGGGUUCGACAGCUGCAGAACCUAUGGAUAUCACGAUGACUUCUACAUCUCAGCCAUGUCACAUUCCUAGUUCUGAUGUGAGGAUUUUGGAAGGGCACACUUCUGAGGUUUGUGCUUGCGCGUGGAGUCCGUCGGCUUCAUUGCUUGCAUCAGGGUCUGGUGACGCAACAGCACGUAUCUGGAAUAUUCCGGAAGGGCCAUUCAAAUCUGGAUUCCAUCGUAGUAUCAACGCUUUGAUCCUGAAACAUGCAAAAGGAAAGUCAAACGAGAAGAGCAAAGAUGUGACCACUCUUGAUUGGAAUGGUGAAGGGACUUUACUUGCAACUGGUUCAUGUGAUGGUCUAGCAAGAAUAUGGAAUACAAAUGGUGACCUGAUAAGUACCCUGAGCAAACACAAGGGACCUAUUUUUUCCCUAAAGUGGAACAAGAAGGGUGAUUAUCUUCUAACCGGAAGUGUAGAUAGAACUGCUGUUGUUUGGGAUGUAAAGGCAGAGGAAUGGAAGCAACAAUUCGAAUUUCAUUCAGGCCCCACACUUGAUGUUGAUUGGCGCAACAAUGUGUCUUUUGCAACGAGUUCCACGGACACCAUGAUAUACUUAUGUAAGAUUGGAGAAACUAGGCCUGUCAAAGUCUUUGCCGGUCAUCAGGGUGAGGUUAAUUGCGUGAAAUGGGAUCCUACUGGUUCAUUACUGGCCUCCUGUUCAGAUGAUAGUACUGCUAAGAUAUGGAAUAUAAAACAACACAACUUUGUUCAUGACCUUCGAGAGCAUACUAAGGAAAUAUAUACAAUCAGAUGGAGCCCUACAGGACCGGGAACUAACAAUCCUAACAAACAGCUUACUCUUGCGAGUGCAUCAUUUGACUCAACAGUAAAGCUAUGGGAUGCAGAGCUGGGAAAGAUGCUGUGUAGUUUCAACGGCCACAGGGAACCGGUUUACUCGUUGGCGUUUAGUCCAAACGGGGAGUACAUAGCGAGUGGGUCUUUGGACAAAUCGAUACACAUAUGGUCAAUAAAAGAAGGGAAAAUCGUAAAGACGUACACAGGAAAUGGAGGAAUUUUCGAAGUGUGUUGGAAUAAAGAAGGUAACAAAAUCGCAGCUUGCUUCGCUGAUAACUCGGUUUGCGUUCUUGAUUUCAGAAUGUAGUUUUAAAGUGUAGUAGUAGUGUUCCCAACACUCUCAGUCCAAGCCUUAUUUUUGGUUGUUGCACAUAUAGUUAUAACCCUUUAAAUUCAAAAAAGGCACAAGACAAAAGUGUACUUCAGAUGUUUUUCUCAUUGUU
This is a messenger RNA of Eutrema salsugineum, 2406 nucleotides long. Its product is annotated as WD40 repeat-containing protein HOS15. The transcript is spliced from 14 exons. Gene Ontology annotation, molecular function: transcription corepressor activity; protein binding. Lineage: Eukaryota; Viridiplantae; Streptophyta; Magnoliopsida; Brassicales; Brassicaceae. The coding region runs from base 420 to 2270 and encodes 616 amino acids. The record is from RefSeq and is a predicted model, not a curated record. Gene Ontology annotation, biological process: regulation of transcription by RNA polymerase II. Gene Ontology annotation, cellular component: histone deacetylase complex.